This is a messenger RNA of Cetraspora pellucida, 813 nucleotides long. Lineage: Eukaryota; Fungi; Glomeromycota; Glomeromycetes; Diversisporales; Gigasporaceae. The record is from the annotation of a GenBank genome assembly.
AUGGGGGGAGAAGAUGUAAAAGAUUUGGCAAGAAGAAUUAUUACCACGGCCGAAGCACUAGAUAUGCUUAUUAUUGCUUCUCAUAAUGUUCAUUAUUGCGAGAAAAAGGAAAAAUUACUCAAACAGAUUAUUGUGGCUAACGAGGGGAUGAAUAACACGAAACAUUAUCUUUAUUACGAAGCGACUUGGGAGGGAAAACAAGAUAGAUUUGCUGAUUUGCCACUCCAACACUUGCUUACUCUGGAAGAAAUGAACCCCCAAAAAAUAGUAAACCUUAUUGGCAAAGUUGAUAUUAAGCAGCCGCCACUUAAUUACUCGGCUACGGAAAAUGUGCGGGGGGAAGAAAGCGAUUUAAUAACGGCUUACACUCAGCGAGCCAAUGAGUUAUUUGGGGAAAUCUGGCCGGAGUUUGGUCGUUAUGUUUUUAUUUAUUGGUUGGCUUAUAAAGUAGUAAAAAAGACCCAUGCCGAUGGUUAUUUAGUUGGCUCCCGGGGUUCAAUUGGCUCUUCUUUCAUUGCUUAUUUGUGUGGGAUUACUGACUUAAAUCCUUUGCCUUUUUAUAAGUUUUGUCCGGCUUGUCGUUACACUGAACUUUAUCAAGCCCCGGACCGAAUUUUCUCUUGUUAUGAUUACCAAAAACAAGAAAAUUGUCCUCAUUGUCCUAAUUUAUUAACUAUGGAAGGACAUAAUUUACCUUUUGAGACCUUUUUUGGUUGGGAAGGGGAAAAGUCGCCUGAUAUUGACCUUAAUUUUUCCGGAGAUUACCAAAAGUCCGCUCAUAAUUACGUGCGGCAACUGCUCGGGGAAGACGCG